Penaeus vannamei (Pacific white shrimp) is the source of this 933-nucleotide messenger RNA. NCBI's taxonomy places the organism in Eukaryota, Metazoa, Arthropoda, Malacostraca, Decapoda, Penaeidae. The record is from RefSeq and is a predicted model, not a curated record.
AUGUGCGCUCUGUGCCCCUAUCCCCCCCGUAUAACACCCCAUGUAAUCCUGUACCCUUCUGUGUCCCUAUACCCCCCCGUGCCCUUGUGCCCUCUGUGCCCUUAUGCCCCCCCUAUUAACCCCCCCUGUAAGCCUGUGCCCCUCUGUGUCCCUAUACUCCCUCCCCCUUGCCCUUGUGCCUUAAUGCCCCCCUAUAACCCCCCCUGUAAUCCUGUGCCCCUCUGUGUCCCUAUACUCCCCCCCCCGUGCUCUUGUGCCUUCUGUGCCCUUAUGCCCCCCUUAACACCCCCCAAUAACAAUCCUGCAAUAACAACCCCCCAUAACACCCCUAACACCCCCCCAAUAUCAACCCCCCUCCCAAAUAACAACCCGCCAAUCCAGCUGCCCAUCACAGCUUCAGGUCUGGAUCUCUCGUGUGGACGGCGACUUUAUUCCGGUCCUGAAGCACGGCUGGACUUUAUUCCCGAUUCUGAAGCGUGGGCAGACUUUAUUCCCGUCCUGAAGCACGGCUGGACUUUAUUCCCGGUCCUGCAGCGUGGGGAGACUUUGUUCCCGAUUUUGGCAGACUUUACGCCCCAUUCUGAAGCGUGCAUCCUCUCAGUCUCCACCCAUCCUUUCAGCAUCCUCCAAUAUACUCCAACACCUUCAGGCAGUCCCCAACACCCCCAACCCCCUCCAACACCCUCAACAUUCUCCAACACCCAACCCCUCCAACACCCUCCACCAUCCCCCAACACCCCAACCCCCUCCACCACCCUCCAAUCCCCCUCCAACACCCUCUACCCUCCUUCACCGCCAUCCAGCAUCCUUAGAGCAACCCCUGAGAAGCCUCGAGACAGCAGAGCCAUGGGGGGGGGGGUCGUCGCUCCCUCAAAUUUCUUCAUCGCAAUAUCCGUCGACGAAGGAAAUUUUACCUCAUAUACAACUGGAUAA